This is a messenger RNA of Poecile atricapillus (Black-capped chickadee), 4984 nucleotides long. RefSeq names its product cilia and flagella associated protein 74 (gene CFAP74). Bases 1 to 4974 code for a protein of 1657 amino acids. The record is from RefSeq and is a predicted model, not a curated record. The transcript is spliced from 39 exons. Lineage: Eukaryota; Metazoa; Chordata; Aves; Passeriformes; Paridae.
AUGACAGCCCGGCCAGCACCACCCCGUGGGCGGGGGAGACCCGCGCCGGCAGCACCGCCCCGCGCCCGCGGCGGUUCCGGGGCAGUUCGCGGCCGUGUGUGCACGGCACCCCUGCGCGCGGUGGUUGGCGCCGUUGCCGUGGAAGUGCGGUCGGCGCCCGAGGCGGGCCCGGGCCGUGAGGAGCUGGUCAGGGGCCUGAGCGCGGUCAGCCAAUAUGAGCUGGAAGAAGAGCUGGAUGACGGUGGCAAGAUGGAAAACAAGGACACUUCUGAAGAUGUUGGAGACCAGUCUGAUUCUAGAACGCAAAGCUCAGAACACUCUUUGGCCAAUAUUGGUAACAUUAGGCCUCUAAAGUGUGCAGACAGAAUUCUCAUAACAGCCUUACAGAGAAACCUCCAAUUGCUCGAUGACAUGGUCAAGGCAAAGGAACUGGCAGUCCAAAAAAACAGUGACAUGCUGAGUGCCUGUCGGCUGCAGAGCAAGAUGCUGGCAAAGCAGCUGGAUCAUGUAGACAUGGAAAUAGAGAGAGUGGAGGAGGCUGGCAAUGUUGCAGCUGUGUCCCGCCUGCAGGCCAUGAGCAGCCGAUUGUUCACUGAACUGGAGAGAGAGAAGGAGCUGGAGCCGAGACUUGCUCUGAUAUUAAAACAAAACUUGGUUGAGCUGUGGCAGAUAGAAACUGAGCAGGGAAAAUACGACAUCUUCUGUGAACAACUUCAAAAAGACGAGGAGGAGCUACAGAUGCAAUACCAGGAGGAGAGAGAGGUGAAGAUUUGGAAGGAAAAAAUAACAGCCCUGCAAGCAGAAGGAACACAUCAGACUCGAGAGAAAAGAGAGGAGGAAGCCUGGAGAGAAUGUGAAGAAAGAAAUAAAAAACUUCUCAAGAAUGCCAAAAGGAACCAUGAGAAAGCAGUCUGCUUCCUGAGGCAAAGCAUGGCAAGAAUUUGUGAAAAAAAUGCAAAGGAAGAAGUGAAAGCUCAGGAGCAUAUGGAGAAAAGGAUACAAGCUGUGCUUUCCCUGAAAACCAGCAUCACUUCCAACAGGGAAAGGCUCCAAAGUCUCCAGAUUUUGAACAAAGCAAAGGCCUUGGAAGCAAAGAAGGAGGAGAUGAAAAUGAGGGAGGCCAUCCUAGCAGAAGGAGGCAAUGUUAUCAGGGAAAUUUUUCUCCAUAAACAACAGCAAGAACAUGAAAAAAAGAAAGAAGCUUUUAGAGAACUGCAGAAGUCAAGAAAAAUGGAGAUUGUGUCUCAAAUUUUGCAAGAAAGAGCUUCUAUUCACAAGCAGAGAAAAAGUCGGUCCCCUACUAAGGCAAUUAAAGCUCAUGGUAAACUUGAGGAUCCUUUCCUGCAGAGGGGGGAAGCCUGGCAAAGUGAGGAGACCUGCAAACAUGCAGAUGGGGAAAUAUCACAGUUGUGGCACUCUCCAUCAGUUUGUUCCUUGGCUGGGGAGGAGACUGCUCCCCAAGGAGAGAGUUCUGAGAACAGACCCCAGGAUGUGCUCUGGGAAAGUGGAGAUGAGGACAGAGAGAGGGACAAGACGCUCCUGGUACCAGAGUUCCCAGGACUUUGGAGUCAGGAAUAUGACUUGCAUGAGGUGCCCAAUGCAGAAGAUCCAAGACAGUUGGCUGUAAGGGCAAUGAGGAAACAAAUAGCUGAGAAAAAAAUGGAGAAACUGCAAACUGGAAUUCUUCAUAAGCAAACUGUGCCUGGCCAGGAUCAUAAGAGCUGUGCUUUCCACAGCAAACCCAGCUGCAUUCAUUUCAAGGAUUUUGAUGUUGGUCAAAUCUACAAAAAGAAGAUAGUUUUGACAAAUGCAUCCUACAGUGUUAAUUACUGCAGGCUGGUGGGAAUCAGUGAAUGCCUCAAGGACUUCAUCAGUGUUCAUUUUGACCCACCUGGCAAAAUGUCUUCUGGGAUGUCCUGUGAAUUCCUAGUAACAUUUAAGCCAAUGAUAAAUGAAGGACUGGAAGGAGCAGUCAUGUUUAUGGCCCAGACAGGUUCUUUUUCUGUUCCACUGAAAUGUACAGUCAAGACCUGCAUUCUGGCUCUGGAUAAAGAGCUCAUUGACUUUGGCAGCCUUGUGGUGGGAGAGACAAUUUCACGGACCAUCAGCCUGACAAACAACGGGGCUUUGGGAACCAGAUUCAAAGUUCAGACGUCAGCAGGUGCUACAAAACAACUUGGUCAAGGAGAAUUAAAUACCAGAUCAGAUCUGGACACAGAUAAUGCAGAUAAUUUAUUGGAGUUUUUUCCUGAAGAAAUACCAAUUGAAAUUAUGCUUGGAAAGGUGACUGAGGGUGAGAUUGGACCCUUCAGCUUAGUGAAAAUCCCAGUCCUGUUUGUCCCAGCUGUCCCUGGGGAUGUGAGGGCAGAGUUUGUGAUCGUGUUUGACAACCCAAACUGCAAACCACUGAGCUUCAGUGCCAUUGGAGUUUCUGUAGAUGUGCCCAUCUGGGUGCCCCAGCCCAACGUGGACCUCAGAAUCUGCCUGUAUGAGCGGCUGUACCAGGACAGCGUUGAGGUGUGUAGCAGAACAACAACCAAGCUGCGUUUGAAGUUUGAGGUGUGCGGAGAAUUGAGCAAACACAUGGAACUGCUUCCAAAAACAGGCUACAUCCAGGCUCAGUCAUCCUUCAGUGCACAGCUCAAGUUCCUGCCCAGGAAGUCUCUUCCUGAAGAUGCAGGGAGGUAUUUCAAUGCAGAAACAGGAAUCCUGGAGGUUCCAGUGACAAUCCUCAUCAUGGACAAGGCUAAAAAAGUUAAUUUUACUGUGCAUGCCAUUGUUACUACUUCUGAUUUGGAAAUCAGCCCAGAACAGAUCAACUUUGGAUACUGCACGAUCUACGAAGCUGUGCAAGCAAACAUCAUCCUAACAAACAAAUCCAUCUUGCCACAGGAGUUUGGAUUUGUGGGACUGCCAGAGUUUGUUGAAGUUCAGCCCAACAAUGGAUUUGGAAUUAUUCUUCCCCUGGAAAGCCUGACAUUUGACAUAAUCUUUAAAGCCACCAAGGCAAAAGAGUACAGCUUUGAGCUCUCCUGCAGGACAGACAUCAACAGACAAUUCAAGCUGUCAUGCAAAGCAGUUGGAGUCCACCCACCUCUUGAAUUGUCUCAUUCCUUGGUUCAGUUUGCUGCUACAGUCCUGAACUCUGAGUCUUCAGCCACCCUGGAUGUGCUUAAUUCCCACGUGGACAGGCACCCUCUCACUCACCCUGUCCCACGGAUUGGCAGUGGGAACCCUGUCCCAGUUGGCCCCACUUGCUUUGAAUUCCAUGUGCCCCAAGACUGUCCUGUGACCAUUACACCUUCUGUGGGAACUGUGCUGCCUGGGCAGAAAAGCUCCAUCCAAGUAUCCUUCAGCCCGGUGCUGUCAGAUCAGCAAAUCAGGGAGGAGGCAGCGUGGAGGCUCAGCACAGCAGCUGUGCCAGAGGCAGGAGCACAAAUUUCCAGAAGUCUCCCUCAGUCUCUGAUGGGCAAAAAGAGGAAAGAUUCAAAGAAAGAGCAAAAAAAAUCAAGCGUUUCCAUUCCCAGAGGAAAGGCUGGAAGCAGGAAAUGCCUGGCUGCUGUAAAUAGCCCUAAAGAGCCGGAACCUGAAGAGUUAAAGCCCAAUUCUGAUGCUUAUAGAGCAGCCCAGUCUUCCCUGACAAAGAGUUUCAGAGGGAGUUUUAACAAAUACAUCAUCCCAUGCUCUGUUGCAAGUGGCCACGCCACUGGAGAGGAGGGCCCUGGGAACUUAACCUGCAGCCCUCACAACACCUUGUACCUGGAGCUGCACUGCCCUGCUGUACCCCCACCUGUUCUGAUCACUUCCGACUCCGGGAUCAAUGCAGCCAACUUUGGGGACGUUUCUGUAGGCCACAGAAUGAUGAAAAGAAUUACAAUAGAAAACAUCUCCCCAUGGAAGCUGGAACUGGGAUUCUCAGUUCUGAAUCCCAGUGGCCCUUUCCUGCUGGUCAGAGCUGUUGGAACGCUUGAGCCAGGUGAAAAGAAACCCCUCAUCAUAUGUUUUUGUCCAAGGGAGGAUAAAUGGUUCUUGGAAACUCUGGACAUCCAGGUGGGAAAGACCAACCUCACUCUCCGCCUCUCCGGGCAUGGGGUGGUGCCAAGCACUGAGUGCUCCGUGGGAGAGGUGCUGGACAUGGGAUACAUCAUGGCCAGGGACACGGUGACUGCCACAGUCAAGAUAGAGAACACUUCCAACCUGACCCUGCUGUUCUCUGUACAACUGGAGUCGCUCUCACCAACAUGGGACAGAGACAGGCAGAAAAUUCCAUCCUUUCUUACAUCCUCUAUGCAGAGAACAGAGAUUGUUGGAACACAGAACUAUAAUGGCUCCAGUGUGUUCAGUGUCUCUCCAACAGAAGGAAAAAUUGAGGCUGGGAAGACCCAGGAUUUUGUUGUUACUUUUAGUCCUGAUCAUGAAAGUCUCUACUACUCUGACUGUCUUAAGGUUCUGCUCUUUGGGAAGCAAACAGCCCACAAGAUCCACCUGAAGGGUGCAGCCCGGGAUCACCCCAUGUUUGUGGAGGGGGGAGUGCCCCUGGAUGUACCCAUGGAGUCCUUGGCUGUGACCUCACCUGUGGCACCACAGGAAGGAGGUAAAGAAAGGCCACAGGAAGCAGUGAGGUCCCUUCUCCUGCUCCUGGAGUACGUGGAGGGCUCAGCAGAGCCAGCCAGGGCAGAGAUCACCAUCGGCACCAUGCAAAGUCCUCUGCUGGCAGCCAAGAAGGCCGUGGAGUUUAGCCUGCACAGCGGCCCGGAGCUACAGCGGGUGGGGUUCAUGCUGGACGGCACGAGGGGAGCCCUGGAGCGCGGGCAGCUGCAGCAUAUCAGCGUCUCGUGGAUGCCACCUACCGACCUGCAGACCAGUGACCCCCUGCUUGUGUCAGCCCUCCUUACUGUGAAAGGUGACAUUACAGAAUCCUACCGAGUCCUGUUCAUGGCAAGAAUUGUGUCUGCACCUGCUCCCACUGAAUGAGGGAUCCAGG